AUGGAUGAAGAAAUUUUAGAUAAUUUAUAAGUAAUAGAAGAUGAUAAUGAAAUUUCUAAUUUUCCUUUAUUUUAAUAAAAAUAAAUCGGUGAGUUUAUCAAAAAGGUACUUGAUGAUAAUAUAACAACAUAAAAAGCAUUUCGAGAUAAAUUUAAUAGAUGUUUAAGUCUUUUCGUAUUUUAUUUGAGUCAUAUGUAUCAAAAAAAUUAAUAAUUACAGGAUAACAGUGAUGAAAGAAGACACUAGAAAGAAAAAAAAUGAAAAAAAAAAGAAUAUAAGUAACAAAAGAUGAUAUUAUAAUGACUUUAUAAGCAAUUGACUUUUAGGAAAUUGCUUAAUCUCUCGAAAGUAUGAGAAUAACUUAUUAUAAUUAGAUGUUCAAUUAUAGUAAUCUUCUUAAGAAAAUGCUAUUUAAUAAGAGAAUCUAUUGGAUUAAGGAGAGGAAGAUGAUGAAUUGCGGGAAAUAUUAUAUUUUGAAAAUUCAGAAGAAGAAUAAAAAGAUGAAGAGAAUAAUAAUAAUAAUAAUGAGAAUAUUUAAGAUAAUUAGGAUCAAUUAAGUGAAUAAAUUGAUGAAGAAAAUAAUGAGAAUGAAUAAUAAUGA
This is a messenger RNA of Paramecium pentaurelia, 601 nucleotides long. The record is from the annotation of a GenBank genome assembly. Lineage: Eukaryota; Ciliophora; Oligohymenophorea; Peniculida; Parameciidae.